AUGCGCCGACGCCGAAGUACGAAGGCGUCGACGCCGACAGUAGCCGUGGCGCCGCCGCCAGCCGAGGCCAAGGCCGCCAAGAAGAUCAUCAAGGACCAAGCAACGUUCAAGCUGCACGUGCAUGGCCUCGAGUUCCAUGGCGGCGAGGAGCUCGUCUUAAACCUCGACGCGCUCAAGGCCGAGCUCACGUUUCCGGACGACGACAACUACGUCAUGGAGAUCUACCCGCUCAACAACCACGACGAGCCGCGCCGCCACUUGCUCAUGGACGUACCGUCGGCGGACGAGCUCAAGGCGAAGAAGCCUGUGAAAGGCAAGAUGUCGCUCAGUGUCCUCAAGGACACGGCGAGCCUCUUUAGCUUGCCGGCGCUCCAAGACGUGGUCGUGCGCUUCAUCGAGAAGACGCGCGUCGAAGUCGACUUUGUCGAGGUCUCGAUGAAGGACCAGUUCCUCUCGCGCCGCGACCUCUGGUACUUGAAGCAAGCGAUGGUCGGCAAGGCCGUGUACGUCGGCAAGAUGGUGCGCAUGCACGGCGCGCGGCUCCAGAUCACCGAGAUGGUCUUUGAGAACGACAACGUCACGAGCGGCGUCCUCACGGCGAAAACGUGCUUUGUGUACCGCUCCAAGUCAUCGCGCGUCUUUUGGCUCGUCCAAGUGAGCCCGGAAAUGUGGGACAUGGCCAACGACGGCGACUUGUACGCCGAGGAGCUCUUGCGCAUCGCGCACGUCCUCUUUACGAAGUGGCAGUCGAUGCACGUCUCGCACAGCCUCACCAUCAUCUUCUUCGCGCGCACGUUCUACGACACGCCGCCGCCGCCGUCGAUUCCGUCUGUCGAGGACGACGGCGUCUGGUUCCACGACUUUUACAAGGUCAUCUCGUACGGCAAGAACGGCGCGACGGAUGCGUCGGUGCUGCUCACGGACAUGAAGCGUGAGCUCAACGUCCUCCCGCAUAUCUGCCAGUGGCGGCUCGACGGCGACACGCUCCGCGCGGGGACCGGUCGGCCCGCGACCGCCCGCGACGGCAACGUGCUCGAGGCGCUCAAUCUGAUUUUGAAUAUUUAUGAAAAACACUACAUGGACCGCGACCUCAACCGCAGCGGCCAGAACAUUGCGCUCUUCACGGCCGGCAACGGCAUCUUCCGCGUCAACCAAGACCUCGCCGAGAUGACGGAGCAGCGCAUGAUGGACAACGGCAUUGGCUUUGACGUCAUCUCGCUCUCGACACCGCCCAUGGAGCCCGUGCCCCGCUUCUUGUUCAAGAAGCCACCGCCGACAAUGACCAAGCCCGUCUUUCCCGGUGUCGUGCCGGCGUGGAUCAGCAUCUGCUUUAGCCGCUACGAAGAGCAGCUCGCAACAGGGUUUGAACCGCUGCCGCACUGCCGACUCUUUGCGCUGCCGUCGACGGGGUGCCCGAAGCCCCUCGCGUUUCUUCUGCGGCACUUUAACUACGACGCAAUCGCAGAUGUGCUCACGCCCGUCCUAAACGCCCAUGUGCCACCGUCGCCGGUCCCGACCGCGGCCAGCAACGCGCUCGUCAAGACGCGCCCGCAUGCGAUGGUGGCCCUCGACGACUACGACGACGACGUCUUUGCUCUGCACCCGACGUCGUCUCUGUCGAGCGUCGACAAGUCUCCGAUGCUGCUUUGCGCGACGCCGCCAUUGCACGGUGGCAUCUUCUUGGCCAACCCGAAGCGCCUCCCUCGGUCCAAACCGACGCUCGCGGGGUCGCUCCCGAGCAACUAUGGGCUCUCGCCCGAGCUCAAGGCGACCAUGGUGCCGGCGCUGCGGUCGCCGAUGCACUUUCAGCUGCCAGCGCGGUACGCGAGUCCCCAGCCGGGCGGGAGUCCGCAGUCGCCGCCCCGCGGCUUGGUCGCACGCAAGCUCACGAGCCCGCAGUUUAUGACGUCGACCAUGCCGUCGUCGUCGUCGGCCAAGAAGGACGAGAGCAACAAGCCGCAGGUGUCAACCUUGUCGCUCAACAGCAACCGCCGACGGUGGAGCCAAGUGUACCGCUACGAUGUGCAGCAGCAGAGCUUCACGCUGGACUGGAAGAGCCUCUGCGUGCCGGCGCUGCUGCCGUUGACGAGCGACUUUAUGCCGAAGCCAAAGGAACUCGGCGACCACUACUCGCAGGUGCCGUAUGCGGUGACGCUGCCGGUCAUUUCGAACGGCGGCCACGACGGCGGUGCCAUGUACAGCAGCCACAAGGAGCUCGUGUGGGAGAUGGUCGCGCAGCGCUUCUCGCAAGACUUUCAACUCGUCGAAGAGAAGCUCACGCACGACAACACGACCGUGUACAAGCUCAGCAUGGGCCACCGCAUCCACGAGAUCACGUACAACGGCGACAGCCAGCAGAUCGACGUCAAGCGCUAUCAACUGCGCGCCCGAGGUACGAUGGCCUUUGCACCAAUUCGACGUGGCAUUUCCAUGCGUAACAUGUAG
Molecule: messenger RNA, 2445 nt
Organism: Saprolegnia parasitica CBS 223.65
Lineage: Eukaryota; Oomycota; Saprolegniomycetes; Saprolegniales; Saprolegniaceae
Exons: 2
Coding region: 1-2445 (814 amino acids)
Biological process (GO): negative regulation of TORC1 signaling; positive regulation of autophagy
Cellular component (GO): GATOR1 complex
Molecular function (GO): GTPase activator activity
Source: RefSeq, a predicted model, not a curated record